GAGCCGUACAGAGCACUCUAACAUCUAAGACAUUACUUAAGAGAGGUAAUCGAGACUAAAACACUUUCAAAAUGCGUGAAAUUGUUCAUAUGCAAGCGGGCCAGUGUGGAAAUCAAAUUGGCGCUAAAUUCUGGGAGGUCAUCUCAGAUGAGCACGGCAUCGAUCCAACAGGAACCUACCACGGAGAUUCCGACCUCCAGUUGGAGAGAAUUAAUGUUUAUUACAACGAAGCUACGGGUGGAAAAUAUGUCCCGCGCGCUGUUUUAGUCGAUUUAGAACCAGGUACUAUGGAUUCUGUGAGAUCUGGUCCAUUUGGGCAAAUAUUUAGACCAGACAACUUUGUCUUUGGCCAAUCUGGAGCAGGGAAUAACUGGGCAAAAGGACAUUACACCGAAGGAGCGGAAUUAAUUGAUUCAGUACUGGACGUUGUUCGCAAAGAAGCCGAGGGUUGCGAUUGCGUUCAAGGCUUCCAGCUUACACACUCUUUGGGCGGCGGAACCGGCUCGGGUAUGGGAACCCUUCUUAUCUCGAAGAUCAGAGAAGAAUAUCCAGACAGAAUCAUGAACACAUUCAGCGUCGUGCCAUCACCAAAAGUAUCAGACACCGUUGUGGAGCCUUACAACGCCACACUGUCCGUCCAUCAGCUGGUUGAGAACACAGAUGAAACAUACUGCAUCGACAAUGAAGCACUCUACGAUAUCUGCUUCAGAACUCUGAAGCUUACCACACCAACCUAUGGUGAUUUGAACCACCUUGUAUCAGCUACCAUGAGCGGUGUAACAACUUGCCUUCGAUUCCCUGGCCAGUUGAAUGCUGAUCUCAGAAAAUUGGCUGUGAACAUGGUUCCUUUCCCUCGUCUUCACUUCUUUAUGCCUGGAUUUGCUCCUCUUACCAGCAGAGGAUCCCAGCAAUACCGUGCACUCACAGUACCAGAGCUUACCCAGCAGAUGUUUGAUUCUAAAAACAUGAUGGCUGCCUGUGAUCCAAGGCACGGACGAUACCUGACGGUUGCGGCCAUGUUCCGUGGCCGUAUGUCCAUGAAGGAAGUUGAUGAACAGAUGUUGAACGUGCAGAACAAGAACAGCUCCUACUUUGUGGAAUGGAUCCCCAACAAUGUGAAGACCGCUGUCUGUGAUAUCCCUCCCCGUGGACUGAAAAUGUCCUCUACCUUCAUCGGCAACAGCACAGCCAUCCAGGAACUGUUCAAACGCAUUAGCGAACAGUUUACCGCUAUGUUCAGGCGUAAAGCUUUCUUGCAUUGGUACACUGGAGAGGGUAUGGAUGAGAUGGAGUUCACUGAGGCCGAAUCCAACAUGAACGAUCUUGUGUCUGAAUAUCAGCAAUACCAAGAUGCCACAGCAGAAGACGAAGGAGAGUUUGACGAGGAAGAAGAGGAAGGAGAGGGCGAAGCUGCAUAAAUCAGAGAAUCGCUUGUUAAACACAGUCGUAAUAUUUUAAUUAAUCGACAGGAAGAAACUAUUAGAUAUCAGUCCUUUAUAAUGAGUCUGUUGUAUCGGAACUCUCCCUAUAGAAAUAUGUACAUACAAUCAUAUAUCGUACUAUCGGGGAGAACUUUAUUUUAGAUUGAAGACAACUUUCUUUUUGUUGUCAUUUGCGUCUUUCUCUCCCGACAUAGCCCUCCUAAACUCCUCUCACACAAAGCAUAGGAGAUUCGCAAAUGGUGAAGGGAAUCUACAGCGGAAUUUUCCCUGCAAAAUCUUAGUUGAUCAGUUGAUUUCUUGGCAUUCAUACCGCGAUAACUCGCUACAAAAUCUUAUUAUAUGAUAACCAGGCCACAAAAUCUUGCAACUAAUGACGUGGUAUAUUUUUCAUCGGCAUUUGUCAUUUUGU
Pocillopora verrucosa is the source of this 1851-nucleotide messenger RNA. Its product is annotated as tubulin beta chain. The record is from RefSeq and is a predicted model, not a curated record. Gene Ontology annotation, molecular function: GTPase activity; structural constituent of cytoskeleton; GTP binding. Gene Ontology annotation, biological process: mitotic cell cycle; microtubule cytoskeleton organization. Gene Ontology annotation, cellular component: cytoplasm; microtubule. NCBI's taxonomy places the organism in Eukaryota, Metazoa, Cnidaria, Anthozoa, Scleractinia, Pocilloporidae.